AUGUUUCUCACAGUGUGUGAACUUAUGGGACCUUUCUACUCUCAGUCCCAAUAUCCUGAUUGGUCACUGGAUUUCUACAAUGUUAUGAUGCCUCAAGCUAGUGUGCCUCUCAGCUCAAUUCAACAAUUUGAGACCCAGUUUUUUCAGCCCAGUCUUACUGCUAUGGGAUAUCUUGGUAGCAGUACCAUGCAGAACAUGUCAUUCAGCUCACCAGCUUCUUUGGGAUUGUUGCUUGCCAACUCCAUGCAUGGGUGGAAUUUCAACAACAGCAAUUUUAAUUUGACAGGGUGGGAGAAAUCUAGUCUCUCUUCUUUGUUGACCUCUCCAACCUCUACUGAGCACAGUACCACAAGCCCUAGCCUCAACAAGCAACUUCCUCAAUUUGCUUAUCAGCUUCCCACCCUUCCAGCUGCCAACCCCCCUUCUGUGAACAAGACCACACAACCUGCUGAAGUUCCCAAUUCACAGGCUGGUACCAAAUGUGCUACAACCAAGUGCAAGUGCAAGUCAAACCUUCCUACAACCAAGUCUCUCACAGUACAUGCCAACAAGCCUCACUCUGCCAACAAAUCUAUUUCAGACACUCCCACUGUUACAGCCACACCCACUAGAGUGAAAUUCACUCCCCUGGUCAAUUCUACUGAGCCUAUCCCUGUGCCAGUGAUCACACUUGCAAAGGUGGCCAAACCCAAGGCCAAACCAAAACCCAAAUCGAAACCCAAGGCGACUUCUGUCAAUAUCAAGUCCAGUGCAGUAAUGGAGAUAACACAUGUUGCUGCAGAUGAAGGUAACACAUUGAGUGAUUCAACUACUAUCAAUAAUAUCAUGCAAAAAGCUAUUGCAAGUCAGAUUGGAGUGACACAUGUAUCAAAGUGCAUUGCAAUAAAAUCCAGGUGGAAUGAUAUUGCUGACACAAUUGGGUCUGAUGGCCUGACAUUUGUUGGUAUUGGUAGCAAGGAAAAUCCAGGUGUUUUGGUGGAGGUUGGGGGAACAUCAUUGAAGCAUGCAGCUGACUCGACUGCAGAAGGCACAAUUCCAUCAAAGUAUGUCUGA
Suillus subaureus is the source of this 1053-nucleotide messenger RNA. RefSeq lists its product as uncharacterized. The transcript has 2 exons. Bases 1 to 1053 code for a protein of 350 amino acids. The record is from RefSeq and is a predicted model, not a curated record. NCBI's taxonomy places the organism in Eukaryota, Fungi, Basidiomycota, Agaricomycetes, Boletales, Suillaceae.